Messenger RNA from Symbiodinium natans, 1536 nucleotides. The record is from the annotation of a GenBank genome assembly. NCBI's taxonomy places the organism in Eukaryota, Dinophyceae, Suessiales, Symbiodiniaceae.
AUGGUCGAGCCAGCCGCCCGCAACGUCGACUCCGGGCCGAAGAACGGCUAUUGCCCGCACUGCGGCAAUGGCAACGGCAUUUGUGGCGAUGGCAACCAAUGGCCCUCCGACAGCAACUACGUGAAUGCUGGCGGCCCACCCGUGAGGACGUGGACAUCAGGAACGAUUGUGGAGGUCACCAUCCGCAUCACUGCCCACCACAAGGGGCAUUUCGAGUUCAGCGUGUGCGAGCAGCAGAUUUCAUCAUCUUUGGCCAAUGCACAGAGCUGCUUGGACAAGUGGAUCCUGGAGCGUGCCAGCCCGCAGGAGGCGGGCCUCACGGACUGCGGGUCGAACGACAGACGGGCGGGCUGCCAGCCGCUGGACACGCGGCACCCUGAGCGCUUCUACCUUCCACCAGGUGGCUUCUCUCCCUCCGGGCAGGACUUGCACACCUUUUACCUGAAGGUGCCGGUCGGCCUGCAGUGCACCGCCUGCACGCUGCAGUGGAGGUGGUGGUCGGCGAAUAGCUGCAUUCCUGCGCCUGACUAUGGCUGUUUCGCGCAGGAACUCAGCAGCAAUGGCUACAGACCGAGCGACUGGGGCGUCGGCAACACUUGUCCUGGUGGAGGCUGCAACCGCUGCGGCUGCGGCGAGGAAUUUCGGAACUGUGCGGACAUCCAGAUUGUCUCCGGCGGUGGCACGACCGCCACGGUCACCAGUGCCCCUACUACGACGACUACGACAACCAGAGGAGGCGCGACGACAACCGGAGGUGCAACGACGUCCACCGGCUCAACACCAACCUGUGUUACCCAGGAGACCCUGACGUGCAUCAACGGCAAAUCUACAUACUGGCCGAAGUGCGAUGUUUCGCAGGACAAGGACGUGACCGGCCCGUCUGGAUACGAGUAUGGGUUCUACUGCUCCAAGGAGUGGGUGGAUGCUUUGAACGAGAUGCUGUCAGACCCUGCCGUGAACAAGUGCAACGACCAGACGGCCAUCCACAAGAUGCUGGCACAGAUCACCUUCGAGACGGCCUAUUUCUCAACCGUCUACCAGCCAAGGGAUGGAGGUGCCGGGCUCAUCCACAUGAUCCCCGGCAACUGGCGGACGAACGUGGAGGACAUGGACCAGCUCUUCCCCGGCAUGAACUUCAUCUCGCAGUUCAAUGCCAUGGCUCCCGACCAGUACCAGUUCUUCCAGAGCCCACAGUACGGCUGGCGGUCCGUGGCGGCCUGGUACAAGCUGACGAACGGCGUCAUUCCCGGCUGCGGCCAAGACCUCUUCGAUCUGAGCUUCGAAGAGCAGACGCGCUGCAUCCUCUCUUUCGUGAAUGACCGCUCGGCCGCUUGGCCCAUCUGGGGCCACAUUGUCUCCGGCGGUGGCACGACCGCCACGGUCACCAGUGCCCCUACUACGACGACUACGACAACCAGAGGAGGCCAUGAACGACAACUAGAGAGCAGCAAUUGCAAGACACUGUGGACCCGCACUGUAGCAUACCAGUCGCGAGUAGAUACUUGGCAGAUGCACGUCUGUAGAAGUCACACCUAG